UUUCCAGGAAAUCAGAACUGCGACCCGGAGAGGACGAGAUCUUUCAACGUGGCGAAACCCUAUUGGAAGAAACAACAUCAAGUUUACGCUCAUUGGCCAGUUUUCACAAUAACACGUUGCAAAAGUUGAGUCCCAUAGUCAAAGUCGUUGAUGCCUCAUGUUUCGGUUCUUCGUGUAAAACUCCUUAAGCCCACUUUGGAAGCUCUCAAACUGAAAAAAGGAUCCAUUCAAGAAAAUAAAAAAGCAGAGCCAUACCUUAAGAACCUCUCCUCUAAUAUCUCUGGAAAAAUAUUUCUAUAUAUAUAUAUAUUUUAUUUUUUAUUUUGUAAUCGAAGAUCCGAGAAGAAUUUCUAAGCUGUCAUAAAGUUCUGGAGAGAUCCAUUUUCUCUCCUGAUCUCAAAUCCAUGGCGCUUCCAAGAACGAAGCUACUUUUUCUGUUAUGCGCUUUGUGUUACGCGAUCGUCGCCAUUGCAGGGAAGAGUUAUUACGAGGUAUUGCAAGUGCCGAAAGGGGCAUCGGAUGAGCAGAUCAAAAGAGCGUAUAGGAAACUGGCAUUGAAGUAUCAUCCUGAUAAGAACCCCGGUAAUGAAGAGGCCAAUAAGCGAUUUGCUGAGAUUAACAAUGCAUAUGAGGUGUUGUCGGAUAGCGAAAAGAGGGGAAUAUAUGAUAGGUAUGGAGAGGAGGGCCUGAAGCAGCAUGCUGCCAGUGGAGGCAGAGGAGGAAUGGGGGUUAAUAUUCAGGACAUCUUUAGCACGUUUUUUGGUGGAGGCCAGGCAGAAGAGGAAGAGAGAAUUGUGAAGGGUGAUGAUGUAAUUGUUGAACUGGAUGCAACACUGGAAGAUUUGUACAUGGGAGGUACUCUUAAGGUUUGGAGGGAGAAAAACAUCUUAAAGCCUGCUCCUGGUAAACGACGCUGUAACUGCAGAAAUGAGGUCUAUCAUAAGCAAAUUGGUCCGGGGAUGUUCCAACAGAUGACUGAACAGGUUUGUGAGCAGUGCCAAAAUGUCAAAUAUGAACGGGAGGGGUAUAUUGUCACAGUUGAUAUUGAGAAAGGAAUGCAAGAUGGACAAGAAGUGGUUUUUUAUGAAGAUGGCGAGCCUAUAGUAGAUGGAGAACCCGGAGAUUUGAAGUUCCGGAUUCGCACAGCACCCCAUGACCGAUUCAGGAGGGAUGGCAAUGACUUGCACACCAGUGUCACCAUAACACUUGUUCAAGCUCUUGUUGGUUUUGAGAAGACCAUUAAACAUCUUGAUGAGCAUUUAGUGGACAUUGGCUCUAAGGGUAUUACUAAGCCGAAAGAGGUGAGAAAGUUCAAAGGAGAAGGAAUGCCAUUGCAUUUCAGCGACAAGAAAGGAGACCUCUAUGUCACUUAUGAGGUUUUGUUCCCCACAUCGCUGACGGAGGACCAGAAGGCCAAAAUCAAGGCAGUUCUUGGCUAGGAAUAGAGGAUACAAUUUUUUUUGUUGGGUCCUAAGAUGUUCCCAUUGUAGCAUGAUGAGGAUAACGUAGAAACUAGGAAAUCUGGAGGGUUUCUAAUUUUUCUUCUCUCCUUUUUCUUUUACCUUUUUCCUCCGUCAUUAAGAAAUUAGCAUGCAGUGUCUGAAAAAUGUCUUUGCUCUCUAAUACGUUCAAGUGUCCAGCAAUUUGGAGAGGCUUGUUUAGCAUAAUAUUCUUUUUUUGGGUUCAUACGAGACAAUAUUAUCUGUCUCGUUUCUUGUUUGUCCCACAAAAUAGUUAUCAACGAGGAUUUAGCUGGUACUGCAGUUAAUUAUUUUUCUAUCAAAAUCUGCAUCGACAUCUAAACUACAGAUUGAAGUGAAUAUUGUUCCUAUAACCUCAAUUGCAAAUUUUGUUCUUUGAGAUUGUAGAGUCAACUUGGCCAAAAUCAGAGAACAGAGUUAACUUUUGAUAUAAUAAUAUCAUUGUAUUAUAAAAAAGAAAAUUAAAGAAUUCCUUAAAUUGGGCCGGGAUAGUGGCAGUCUCUCUUCGAUUUGUCGGCUGCCCCACUUGGUCGUUUGGUCUGGGUCUCCGCUAUUCGGCCAUCAUCUUUUCAACCUUCUUUCGUUUGCUGGGCGGCUGUCUUCUAAUUAUGCCUUUCUUUUUCCGAGUCAAGAGGAGAGACUCCAAACUUUAGGGGUUACCAAGGGUAUGAUCGAGUUUAUUUUAUGACCAAAACAAUCUUAUACUAUUAAAUCUAAAAUUAUACUAUUGUUUAGGAUCCUUUUGUGGGAUAUAAGUUUUGCCUUUUAUUAUUAUUUAAUAGCCCGACUUAAAAAAAGGC
Molecule: messenger RNA, 2281 nt
Organism: Durio zibethinus
Lineage: Eukaryota; Viridiplantae; Streptophyta; Magnoliopsida; Malvales; Malvaceae
Product: dnaJ protein ERDJ3B-like
Biological process (GO): protein folding
Source: RefSeq, a predicted model, not a curated record